GGCGUAGCUCGAUUCAACAGCAAAACAUUAGGACGCUGGUUUAACUCAUCCUUCUCUUGUGCUAGCAGCUGAAAUGGCGACCGAACGAGGUUCUGAAACCGAAAAUGAGAAAGCGGCUCUUAUUGAGACGACAAGUGAAGAUUCAAACCCGCAACUCGGAACAAUUUCAAAGAAAGAAGAGUCGAAGUUAACGCUUUAUCACUGGACGCAGUCCUUCAAUUCUCAGAAGGUACGUCUGGCCAUAGCAGAGAAAGGUCUGCGCUGUGAGGAGUAUGAUGUGAGCCUUCCUCUGAGCGAGCACAACGAGCCAUGGUUCAUGCGCCUGAAUCCUGCUGGGGAAGUUCCGGUUCUGGUCCACAAUGACAAUAUUAUCUGUGAUCCGACACAGAUAAUGGACUACCUGGAGCAGAACUUUACUGAUGAAGGAGUUCUAAAGCUGGUUCCUGAGGAGAACAGCAGGUACUACCUCAGAGUGCAGCACUACAGAGAGCUGUUGGACUCACUACAAAUGGAUGCCUACACGCAUGGCUGUAUCCUCCAUCCGGAGAUCACGGUGGACUCUCACAUACCGGCAUAUGCGGCCACGUCCAUACGAGCACAGGUUGGAAACACACAGACUGAGCUGAAGAAACUGGCUGAGCAGAAUCCUGAGCUCAAAGAUGCUUAUAUUGCAAAACAAAGACGCUUGAAGUCGAAGCUGUUUGACCACGACAACAUGAACCUGAAGAAGCUUCUGGAUGAACUGGAGAGUGUGAUGGAUCAGGUGGAGACAGAGUUGCAGAGAAGGGCUGAAGAAACUCCAGAAGAAGGCAGCUCAUCCUGGCUGUGCGGAGACUUCUUCAGCCUGGCAGAUGUGUCUCUGGCAGUUACUUUGCACCGCCUAAAGUUCCUCGGGCUGUCUCGUCGCUACUGGGGUAACGGUAACCGCGCCAACGUGGAGACUUACUACGAGCGAGUGGUGGAGCGGCCCGCCUUCAGGAAAGUGCUGGGACACGUCAACAACAUCCUCAUCUCUGCUGUCCUUCCUGUUGCGUUUCGCUUGGCCAAAAGGAAUGCACCGAUCAUAGUCGGCACCACUCUGUUGAUAGGAGCUCUGGGAGGAGCCACAUAUUUAGCUUUUCUCUGCAUGAAGAAAAGGCUGACGUUCUUUAGCUGAGUGGAAGCUAAUCGUCUUAUUUAAUCUUUCAUUGAGAAAUUAAUUAAAAUCAUAUCUUGCACCCUAACAAAUCUGAGUUUUUUCUUUCACUUUUUCUACUUAUAAUGUUUGGUUAUUAAUAUAAGUAAAGAUGGGUGAAAUGUUCGGGGUGUCAUUGAUGAGGGUUUUAUAUGGAAAUCCCCAAAAUAAUAACAUCAAAAUAAAAAUGGCAAAAAUAAUGUUUGUUUUACAUAAAGUUAAGUCAGCACUGAAUUAAAAAAAAAAGCCAUGUAUUUAUUGUAUAACUCCUUGAUUGUUCCAUAUCAAAAUUAUUGUAAUUAAAUUUUGGAAAACACAUGUAAAACAUAUGUAACUUCAAAAUUUAUUCUACAAAAAAGACAAUAUGAAAGAUCUCUGGCAGCGAUAAUAAUGGAUAUCCAUUCCAUUAUACAGUAAAUUUAAAAUAUUGAAUUUUAAAGAUUUAGGGGAUCAAAGUGUUUCAAAAUUAAUGCAUAAAACAAAUCAGAAUAGUCUUUCACACCAUAUACAAAGAUUUAUCACAUAUCUUUAAGCUAUGUCUUGUCUUUGUUAUUUCAUGGAAAUUAAAAUAAAUAAAAAAUAAAA
This is a messenger RNA of Oryzias melastigma (Indian medaka), 1759 nucleotides long. It is a transcript of the gene gdap1, whose product is annotated as ganglioside induced differentiation associated protein 1. Bases 74 to 1156 code for a protein of 360 amino acids. Gene Ontology annotation, cellular component: mitochondrial outer membrane. The transcript is spliced from 6 exons. NCBI's taxonomy places the organism in Eukaryota, Metazoa, Chordata, Actinopteri, Beloniformes, Adrianichthyidae. The record is from RefSeq and is a predicted model, not a curated record. Gene Ontology annotation, biological process: mitochondrial fusion; mitochondrial fission.